Molecule: messenger RNA, 3645 nt
Organism: Salmo salar (Atlantic salmon)
Lineage: Eukaryota; Metazoa; Chordata; Actinopteri; Salmoniformes; Salmonidae
Product: coiled-coil domain-containing protein 80
Biological process (GO): extracellular matrix organization; positive regulation of cell-substrate adhesion
Cellular component (GO): basement membrane
Source: RefSeq, a predicted model, not a curated record
AACGCGGCAUAAAUCGUUUCUUUCUUGGUCUUGGGUUGGUCCUCAGAGGGGAGAGAGCGCUUAUGGAGUCUGUGGUUACAUAGUAUUUCCUCGGGUAACUCGAUGCGCUGGAAGGGGGAAGGCAGAAGAUCCCUCCUUGCCGACAACGCAUUGAGACUUCCAGAAAUCUGUCUCCUUCUGAAGAAGUUAGAAAAGAGGAAAAUGGCUUCUAAAGUUACAAUCGAUGGACUGCAGGAACUGAUAAAGGAGGCAUUGGACGACUGCCAUAAUAUUUCUUAUCGUCGGGGAGUUCUUUUUUGUCACCAGAAUGGAAUGGUUUUUCUUUGACACUGCAAAAAUGAAACAGACACUGCAUCUCUGUGUGUUAUGGCUGUUGCUGGUAUGGAACACAGGGGCCUCUGACAGGAGACCCCUCAAAAGGACAAUCUUACGACGAACAUCCCUCCAGGGCGGGGUUUUUAACAGAACACAAAAUGUGUUGAACUCUGACAGUAUUGCUCCUUCCGCUGGUGGUAUAAAUGUAUCCCCUAUAAUGAGCCAUUGUGACAGAAUGCAGAGAGAUGAGAAAGCUGAGCCUCCAAGAAGAAGAAAAGGACCACCAAGCAGAAGGAUGAUGCCAAGCAGAAGAAUACCCCAACAACCAAAGAAACCCAUAAACCAGGUUGGCACUGGCACAUCUCAAGACAACAGUAAACCAGUGACAGGGGUGGCGGUUCAGCCUCAGUCCACACCAGGCCGAACCGUCCCCGGCAGCGCAGGCUCUCUCAACGUCCUGGCCACCUUCGCUGGGAAGAACCGGGUCCUGGUCAUCUCCGCCCCACAUGACUCAGACGGUUACUAUCGCCUGAUGAUGACCCUCCUCAAGUCGGACGUCUACUGCCAGAUGGCGGAGCGGCACAUGCAGAUGAUAGUGAUGUUCCACCAGGAGGGAGAGCGGGGCGGGAAGGUGCGGCGGGUCAACGCCAAGGGACAGGUGACGGAGGAGCCCCUGGAUACGGUCCUCAUCCCUAGGCUGAUGAACUUCCUGAAGCUGGAGGAGGGGAAGUUUGGCAUGGUUCUCCUGAGGAAGACCCUCCAGGUGGAGGAGAGGUACCCGUACCCGGUCAGGCUGGAGGCUAUGUACGAGGUGAUGGACCAGACCCACAUGCGCAAGCUGGAGAAGGCCAGGCAGAGGGGCUUCGUGCAGAGGUGCAAGGCGGCCGGUGUUGAGGGCCAGGUGGUUGAGUCUCAGGACCAGGGGGUAUUGACCACGGGGUCAGAGGUCAGAGUGAACUCUACAGUGGAGAGGGGGCCAGUGAGGAAAGGGGUGCAGAGACCAGCUCAAGGACCAAAGGCUGUGACAGUUACCACAACCCGACCAACCACAACCACCACAAAACCAACUAUGACCACAAAGGCAACCACACUUACAACAAAGCCAGCCACAACCACCACAACAAAACCACCACCAACAACAAAAGCAACCACGACCAUAACUACAGCAAAGCCAACCUCAACCACAACCACCACCAGAAAAACAACCACAACACAACCAACAACUACUACAACCACCACAAAAGUAACCUCCACAACAAAACCAACAACCACCACAAAAGUAACCUCCACAACAAAACCAACAACCACCACAAAAGUAACCUCCACAACAAAACCAACAACCACCACAAAAGUAACCUCCACAACAAAACCAACAACCACAACAAAAGCAACCACGACCACCACCACUACAAAACCAACCACCACAACAAAACCAACAACCACAACAACACGACGAACCACAACCACCACAAAACCCACAGUUCUGAAGCCCUUGGACCCCCAGACAACACCACACUGGGACCUAGAGGUCCCCACCACAGACGAAUCCUCCUACAUCCUCUCAGAGACCCACAAAAAUGGCAUAGAUGACGUUACAGAAUCCCACAGAGACCAAUAUGAAGAAGACACAACCGACGAUACCAAACAUGGCCGACAAGUUGUUACCUCUCCAACUCAGCUCACUAACGACAAACCAACUGAAGGUGGGGAAGAGCUGGGCAGUGAACUUAAGGUUGACUCUGAUGCACAGGUGGAAACAGCUUCCCCCAAGAAGAGCAAGGUCAAGCGGCCUGUCAAUGCAGAGAGGAAGAAAAAGGCUGAUAAAUCAGGCAAAAAGAGUAAAGCAGACAAGAAAAGGUUGAAGGCUUCUAAAGACAGUGAUGGUGGCUUCUAUCGUGGCAGGAGACCAGGGAAGAAGGCCGUUAUUAACCAGGAGAAAGAAGCAGACAACAAGAAGCCCCCCACAAAACAGCCAAACCUCUUAGUAUCCUUUUUUGGUCAUUUUGAGAAGAGACGACGUCUACUUGUGAUCAGUACUCCAGACGAGGAGAAUCCUAUGUACACGCAGCAGAGAGAUGAGUAUCUGGAGCAUGUGUGUGAAUUGGGCGUCAGAAAAAUCUCUCUUAUCACCAUCUUUGGCUCUCUGACCAAUGGCACCAUGAAGAUGGACCAUUACCAGGCUGAGAAGGAUCAGCCUCUGAAAGGCAUGAAAGAAGAGGACUUCACAAACCAGCCCCUCAUCAGAGCCUUGAGGAAUGAGUUGGGACUGAUAUUUGACGACUACUAUAUGGUGCUGACCGACUUUGAUAUGAAAGUGAAGCAAGAAUAUGAGGUGCCCAUCGCCAUGACGGCUGUGUUUGACUACGUAGACACAUUCUCUUCUCGCAUCAAGGAGAUGGAACAGCAGAAGAAGCAAGGAGUGACGUGUAAGAAAGAAGACAAAUCCAAAUCCCUGGAGAACUUCCUCUCACGGUUCCGCUGGAGACGCAGGCUGUUUGUGAUCUCGUCCUCUGACGACGAGGAAUGGGCCUAUCAGCAGCAGCUCUACGCCCUGACUAGCCAGGCCUGCAAUCUGGGCCUGCGCCACUUGUCUGUGCUGAAGCUGAUUGGAAAGGACAUGGAGGAUAUGGGCGGGACCCUUGAGCUAUACCCAAUCAACGGGACUGCCACUGUGGAACGUGAGGACGUUUCUCCCUCUCUUGUGCAUGACAUCAGGAACUACUUCCAGAUCAGCCCAGAGUACUUCUCUAUGCUGCUGAUGGGGAAAGAUGGCAACGUCAAGUCCUGGUACCCGUCUCCCAUGUGGUCCAUGUCCAUCAUAUAUGAUCUGGUUGACUCCAUGCAGCUCCGCAGACAGGAGAUGGCUAUCCAGCAGUCCCUUGGCAUGCGCUGUCCCGAGGAUGAGUAUGGGGGCUACGGUCAUGACAGAGACCCGGAUGGUUACCACCGUGGAUAUGGUUACUAAAGGAUUGAGAAUAGGAUGUUCCCCUCAGGAUGUGUUCCAUUUUCUAUUUAGGCCUGGUUGUGGCCUUGUCCCAGGAACUAUAUGAAGCCAUUGUAUGAAUGGCAUUUCAUGAAGGCUUUUCUUUUGCAUUUUGAUAACUGUGACGUUUUUAUAAGAAUUUACUUUUCUAUAAUAGAUUAUGAAAAUGCAACAUACUUUUUCUUCCAUUACAUUUUUGUCUAUUGAAUGUAUGAUUUGUUUCACAGGGAGAAUGGAGAUUUCAGAUUCAAAACAUUUGGCAAUUGCCUUUUAUGUUGUGCAUAUAUUUGUUAUCUUGUAUGUAGAUAUACAGGUAACUGCCAAAAUAAAGGAAAUACUUGAGUAAA